Molecule: messenger RNA, 660 nt
Organism: Talaromyces rugulosus
Lineage: Eukaryota; Fungi; Ascomycota; Eurotiomycetes; Eurotiales; Trichocomaceae
Exons: 1
Coding region: 1-660 (219 amino acids)
Source: RefSeq, a predicted model, not a curated record
AUGAAUGCUUUGGAAAUCCCCACUGCAUUUCUCCCCAGGGCAAUCCGGACGUUAAUGAAGAACCUCAAGCGCAUCGAGGCUAGUAUCAGACAGAAUGGAGAGAGGUCUGCCGACGACCUUAUCGAAGCCGGUAAACUCUACGAAGAGUUCCUACAGUUCGUCAUAAAGCACGGCGAGACGACCGAAGCGUAUCGGCGCAGUUCUCGUCCGAGCCGUAUUAGAAACAAGGACAUAGAAGUAGACGAAAAUGAACCGCCUUCCACCACCGAGUGGCUGGCUUCUUUUGCGUCGCGUUCUGAGCCCGACAACCUUCCAAGCCCGGACGAGAUGCAGGAUUACAUUAGGCAGAUGAUCUAUAUAUUGGAUGUGGAGGUCCGACUGCGUGAAAAAUACAACGUGGAGAGGUUGAAAGCCAGGCCGGUUCAGCAUCUGAGAGAUGUGCUUGACAUGUUUAUUUCACAACUGAAUAUCCCGUCUAGAAUCAAGUUGAUCGGUGGGGGACCUGUGCGAAUGACAGAGGCAAUUGCCGGGAUAACACAAAUCAUUAACUCCCUUGGGUCAAAUAUAGACGAGUUGCUUCCUUUGUACCCAGAUGAGGAUGCGGCUGCGGCGGAUGCGGAUAGGAUGAUUGCCGAAAUGAUGGCGGAGAAUGGCGAGUGA